CAACUUAAGUUCAGACUUUAGUUGAACAGCUGACCUACAAGAGACAUGUCGGACCUACAGUUCGAAAUUUUAUCAGAAUGUUCAGACUUUUCAGAGUAUUGUGUUCCACCAGUUUUUGACCUACCACCGCCCCCGCGGCCCCCCUGGUUAGAAGAUAUAGAUAACUGUUCAGAUUUAGGACUUUGUCCCAAUGAUCCAAUAGUGAGUACAGUUCAUGAUGCAGCAGAAGGGAUUUUUCAUAGUGUUAUUACAGUAGUAGUGGCUUCCAUUGCAAUAGUUAUAUCUAUCAUUCUCAUCGCUCUUUUUAUAUGGAGGCAUCGACGACGAGUGAGACGAAACCUUGGCUUUCUAUCGGAAAAGGGUGUGGAUGAAAACCAACCCUGUGGAAACCAAACAGUUUAUCAUGCUAAAAGAUUAAACCAUUACAGUAACAAUCUCCUGGUGGAAUCCCAGGAGAAGAAUAACUUUCCAACCUUGAUCAUUGCCGGAGUUCCGUUCCAGGUUGUGAGACGGGAGAGUGCAAACCUCUCCGAUAGGACGGAGACAACGUCUGCUCCGAUAUAUGAGACAAUAGAAGAUACUCAAUAUAUUGGAGGAGUGGAGAGAGUUUAUGCUCAGUUAGAAAACCUCUGUGAUAGUAAAUGUGAAUGUGUUCCUAGAAAUGAAAAGAUCGGAACAAUCAAUCUUCAAAACUCUUUUCGACAAGUUAAGUCAGGACAGCAAUUAAACCCAUAUAUUCAUUCUAUAUCUUCAUCAAACCUAGGACACGAGGAUACAUAUUCUCUCCAGUAUUCAGAACCUAUUGGAGGAAUUCGUCCUAGUCCUGGACACCGCCUGGUUCAGGUUCGGGGAGAUCCUGCCGAGGUUCUCCAGGUCUACAUGAAGAGGCGGGAACUAGAAAAUAGCUCAGGGUUCCAAAGCAUUCGGAGAGGACGGGUUCCUGGUAAAGCACCUACCCUGAGCAGGUUUAAACCUGGUUCUAGUGUGACGUGAUAUUAAGUUUUCAAGAUACACAAAAUAUCCUAGUCAGACAUCUAUAAAACAUCUUUAUUUAAGAAUGAAAAAUAAAAGAAAGAAAUUUUGA
This is a messenger RNA of Eurytemora carolleeae, 1084 nucleotides long. RefSeq lists its product as uncharacterized. Lineage: Eukaryota; Metazoa; Arthropoda; Copepoda; Calanoida; Temoridae. Bases 46 to 993 code for a protein of 315 amino acids. The transcript is spliced from 2 exons. The record is from RefSeq and is a predicted model, not a curated record.